AUGGAGUGCGAUGGAGACGCGCGCGAAGAAAUCGACGACACCGCGGCCCCCGUUCGGUCUAACAGCAUGCAGAAGUUGAUCAUUCGAACGCUGCCAAAGGGAUGCAACCCGAUGCCGGCGGUGGACCGGCCGCCUUCGCGGGGUGGCCCGAUUGUCCCAACACAUGACAACGACAAUCCUUUCGACGACCUCACCGACGCAAAGCUACGACUCCUCAGCGGCAAGCAGGACCUGAGUCGAGUCACGUACCUCCAACUCACUGUUGACACACACAAACAGUCGGUCGAAGCGCUGGGAGUGCUCCUGCCGUCACUCACACAGCUUCGGCUACACGAGAGCGUGCUCCACAGCUUCCGUGACCUCGGGACGUCGCUCCACUCGCUCCAGGUGCUGUGGCUCAUGCGAAGCGGCGUCAAGGACCUCGACGGCAUCGGAGCCCUCACGGGACUUCGCGAACUCUACCUCCAGUUCAACGAAAUCUCGGACGUGAGCCCGCUUAGCAUGCACGACGCGCUUCACGUCGUCGGCAUGUGCGUGCAGCUGGCUUCGCUCAACUUGACCGACAACCCCGUCGCGAACAUUCCUCAGUACCGCCUCAUCGUGUGCAGCUACAUGCCGCAAUUGCAAACGCUAGACAGCACGUCCGUCACUGCCAGCGACCGCAUCGAGGUGACCCCUGCGAUGAUCGAUCAAGCCUUGAGUUAUGUGCAUCCCGCGGCGGCCGUCCUGCAGCGAUGCGACAGCGUCAAGCCAAAGACUUUGUUUGACUCGCCGAGCACGACGUCGAUUGAGCAGCUUUCGGCGGCGGCCGCGACGCCACGAGUGAAAGAUCACCACUCGAGCGAGUUGACGCACGGCACGGACGUUGUGUUUGCUGGAAACGUGACCAGCGCCCUUCGUCGCCGCAGCCACGAGCACUUCCACGUCGACGUUGACGACGUAGCGGCAUCCAACAACAUCCGUCCAGCGACGCCAGCGUCGUCGUUUCCCCCGCGGCCCUCGACUCCCCUCCAUCGAGAGUCCAUCACGGACACGCUAGACCGCGCGUCCGAGCUCGAUUUGACCUGCCGCCUCAGUUCCAAGUCCAGAGACUCGAUCUUGCACGAGCUCAAGGCUUGGAAACUCGAAAGCACGGUCGGCGGCACGGCAGACACCUUGCACGUCGGUGGCGCUACAUUCAAGGCCGACAUCCCAAGCACGACGUCCACCCGUCUGAGUGUCAAGGAAGCAUUUGUGGAAGUGUCGCCGACACUGCCGCCACCAUCUCGCAAAGAUCCGCGACAACGAUCGACUGGCAAGCAGCAGCAGCAUCAAGUCGACAUUCUCGUGCUGGACGACAUGCCCGAGGAAGUGUCGCCUACGCAGCGGCAAUGGAAUCUCGACUUGGCAUGCCUCUCGCCACGCAUUGGCAUCGUGCCCAAGCGACCAUCGCGGCAGUACAUGAUGCCCCACGACGCCGAGGACGAUGACAGCUCCAGUGACAGCGACGACAGGUGGGGGGACCUUCGCCCUUCCAACAUCUUGUCGGACUCACGCACGAUUCAGCCGACCCAAGAAGCCCAAGACGGGACUGUUUAA
Messenger RNA from Aphanomyces invadans, 1578 nucleotides. RefSeq lists its product as hypothetical. Gene Ontology annotation, molecular function: protein binding. The record is from RefSeq and is a predicted model, not a curated record. NCBI's taxonomy places the organism in Eukaryota, Oomycota, Saprolegniomycetes, Saprolegniales, Verrucalvaceae. Bases 1 to 1578 code for a protein of 525 amino acids. The transcript is spliced from 7 exons.